AUGCAGGCGAGUGAUGGGUUUAACAAUAAUUCCCAACCUGAGCAUCUCCAGGCUAAAUAUGUUGGCACUAGACAUGCUGACUUGAAUCGAUUUGAAUGGUCCCUGAAUGUCCAGCAUGACAGCUAUGCUUCCUAUGCUGGCCACUACCCCAUACUUACAUACUUUGCCAUUGUAGAAAAUGAAUCAAUAGGAAGAGAACGUUACAAUUUUCUGCAAAAAAUGCUGUUGUCAUGCGGUCUUCCCCCUGAAAGAGAAGAAGAUUAGUUGGCCUCUUCAGAUUGUUAAAUCAAGCAUUCCUG
This is a messenger RNA of Macadamia integrifolia, 299 nucleotides long. RefSeq lists its product as uncharacterized. The coding region runs from base 1 to 264 and encodes 87 amino acids. Gene Ontology annotation, cellular component: precatalytic spliceosome; U2 snRNP. Lineage: Eukaryota; Viridiplantae; Streptophyta; Magnoliopsida; Proteales; Proteaceae. The transcript has 2 exons. Gene Ontology annotation, biological process: mRNA splicing, via spliceosome. The record is from RefSeq and is a predicted model, not a curated record.